CCGUCGCCGCCGUCGGUUCCGAGAAUGCCGGCCCAUCUCCGGCUGUGAGCGGGCGGCGCCCGCUUGGGCACGGCCGAGGCUCCACGCUCUCCCGCGCUCCGAGCGCCUCGCCACAGUUCGCUUCCCCCUCGGCCGCCUGGAAUGGUUCGGCCCGCGCCCCGGCCCGGCCUCUGAGAGGCCGCGGCCGCCAUUUUGUGCGGCGGCGGGUAGAGUGCGGCGGAGGUGGUUUUGAGGGGUUUUCGGGACGUCGCUCCCUUUCCUGACCGUAACUUCCAGCGAAGAUGUCGGAGUAUAUCCGGGUGACGGAGGACGAGAACGAUGAGCCCAUCGAAAUCCCGUCCGAGGACGACGGCACGGUGCUGUUGUCCACGGUGACGGCGCAGUUCCCCGGGGCGUGCGGGCUGCGCUACAGAAACCCGGUGUCGCAGUGCAUGCGAGGAGUCCGGCUGGUCGAGGGCAUCCUGCACGCCCCUGAGGCCGGCUGGGGAAACCUCGUCUACGUCGUGAAUUAUCCCAAAGAUAAUAAGAGAAAAAUGGAUGAAACUGAUGCAUCAUCAGCUGUGAAAGUGAAACGAGCAGUGCAGAAGACUUCAGAUUUAAUAGUCUUGGGUCUUCCCUGGAAAACCACUGAACAAGACUUAAAGGAAUAUUUCAGUACCUUUGGAGAAGUUCUGAUGGUGCAGGUUAAGAAGGAUAUUAAAACAGGCCACUCAAAAGGUUUUGGGUUUGUUCGGUUCACGGAUUACGAAACGCAAGUGAAAGUAAUGUCUCAGCGUCACAUGAUCGAUGGAAGAUGGUGUGACUGUAAACUUCCCAACUCUAAGCAAAGUCCCGAUGAGCCUUUGCGCAGCAGGAAGGUGUUUGUUGGACGCUGCACCGAGGACAUGACAGCAGAUGAACUCCGACAGUUCUUUGCCCAGUAUGGGGAGGUGGUAGAUGUCUUCAUUCCUAAACCCUUCCGAGCUUUUGCUUUUGUUACAUUUGCAGAUGAUCAGGUUGCCCAGUCUCUUUGUGGAGAGGACUUGAUCAUUAAAGGAAUCAGCGUACAUAUAUCCAAUGCUGAACCUAAGCACAAUAGCAGUAGACAGUUAGAGAGAGGUGGAAGAUUUGGUGGUAACCCGGGAGGCUUUGGGAAUCAGGGGGGGUUUGGUAACAGCAGAGGAGGUGGGGGAGGACUGGGCAACAACCAGGGCAGCAACAUGGGCGGGGGUAUGAACUUCGGGGCCUUUAGCAUCAACCCUGCCAUGAUGGCAGCAGCGCAGGCUGCCCUGCAGAGCAGCUGGGGCAUGAUGGGCAUGCUGGCCAGCCAGCAGAACCAGUCAGGGCCCUCGGGAAACAACCAGCCUCAGGGCAACAUGCAGCGGGAGCAGAACCAGGGUUUUAGUUCAGGCAACAACUCAUACGGAGGGUCCAACUCGGGAGCAGCGAUAGGCUGGGGCUCAGCGUCGAACGCAGGCUCCAGCAGUGGGUUUAACGGAGGCUUUGGUUCAAGCAUGGAUUCCAAGUCAUCAGGCUGGGGAAUGUAGAUGCAGUGGGCUCUGAUACUGACUCUAUGGUGGGAAAUCAAAUUUUUCUAACUUAUGGUAAGUAUACUGUAAAUUACAUAUAUGCUAAAGUUUUCCAAAUGAAUUUGUUCGGUGUGCAGUAUAUUCAGCAGUAUUUUUGACAUUUUUCUUUUCUAAAAAAAAAAAAAGAAAAAAAGAAAAAGAAAGGUAAAAGGAAUUUUCUAAGUUUUGUUACAUAUCUAGUUGGAAUUUUGAAUGUUUGGAAGUGGAUUGCUGUUUGCCCGAUAGGUGAACUGACACUACAGUCAAUAGGAAAGGUUUAUCCUGUAAUACUUUACCCCUUGUUUCCUGGCUACCUGAGUUCUCUGCAUGUUCGAAAUGGAACCAUUGGUCAGAGACAGCAUUCUCUCCCUCUUGUUUUUAAUUUGAUCCCACCAUAAGACUCUCCAAGUGCCCCGUUGGACAACACAGUGUCAUUUUUGUUUGUGUUCGUUUGUUUUUUUUAACACUGUCUCCCCUCCAUACUAAAGUACGAUAUGAAGGCUUCAUUUAAUCUCCGCAGUUCAUCUCAUUUCAAAUGUGUAUGGAAGAAGCACUUCAUUGAAAGCAGUGCUGUAAAUAUUCUGCCUUAGGAAUACUUCUGUCUACAUGCUUUCUCAUCCAAGAAUACUUCAUCACACCGCACAUGCUGCGUCUUAGACGGUGGGUGUUCCAUUUUUAUCCGCUACUCUUUAUUUCAUGGAGUCGUAUCAACGCUGUGAACGCAAGGCUGUGAGAUGGAACCAGAAGGCUGUUUGAACUUUUGAAGCCAUGUGUGGGAUUGGUGGUGGUGCCGAGGCAUGAGAGGGCUGGUAUGUGCGAGAUAAAGGAGCGAGCGCAUGCAGAGACUUGGUGGUGCAUUAAUGGGAUUUUAUUUGACUUGGCGAGAUGUCUCUCAAUCCUGUGGCUUUGGUGAGAGAGUGUGCGGAGAGCAAUGAUAGCAGAUAACGUACGAGUGUUUAUUGCAUUCAAAGGACAUCCACACGUGGAAGACUUUAAGUGGGUUCUCUACCUAGUUAAUCAAUUAGUUGAAUGUGUUACGUGAAAUGAAUAUUUGUAUUUCUUUUCCCUUAUGUCAACUGCUGUGAAUGCUGUAUGGUGUGUGUUUUUUUUCUGUUAAUGAUUUGUAAGUGUGGUAAUGUGACCUGAAGAUGAUGGGGGUUUGUGAUGAGAACAUUGAGCUUGCGGUGUGCUUUGCAGUAGCUCUUUUAGCAGAGAUCACUAGAGCUCAGUGUGCCUCUCCAGGGUGGAAGUUCCACUGUUUGUAAGAUACCCAAAAGAAUGCUGUUUGCUGCAGUUUCGUGUUUGGAUGCUUUUUAUAAGAUUUGUCACUGUAGGAAAUUCUUAAAUAAAACUGAUUUAAGUAA
Molecule: messenger RNA, 2911 nt
Organism: Serinus canaria (Common canary)
Lineage: Eukaryota; Metazoa; Chordata; Aves; Passeriformes; Fringillidae
Gene: TARDBP
Product: TAR DNA binding protein
Exons: 6
Coding region: 282-1526 (414 amino acids)
Biological process (GO): regulation of gene expression
Cellular component (GO): nucleoplasm
Molecular function (GO): RNA binding
Source: RefSeq, a predicted model, not a curated record